GUGCUUCGAGGUGUCACCGUUGAGCACCACAGAGCACAAGACAUUGUGCACUGAAAAGAAUCGGUUUGCAGGCUGGGAAUGCAUGUCCAAUUCCAGGGCCUCUCGCCCUCUCUGCUGCUUGAGGAAACUUGAUAAUAGUGUGGCUUGGUCCGAGAUGUAAUGUAUAUUUGCUUUAUCUCAGAGAUCAUUGAAAGCAAAUUGCAGUAUAAAUUUUGUGUGCAUGUUAGAUUUUGUGUUUAUUUGAAUGGACGUCUCUGACCUUUCAGAAGUUAGACUUUGUCAGAAGGAGAGGGGACGGUAUCAGAGCAUACAUGAGUGUCUGAUUUUACCAGACAAUAACAAUUUUUUCUGGCAUUAACUUUAAUUUUUUAUUGGAAAGCUAGCUGAGUUUUUUGGUUUUAUUAUUUUUCAAUUAAAUUACACUUGAUUUUAUUUAAACACUUAAUUUUGGAUCACAUCUCAGGAAUUAUUGUUUGUUUGUUUUUGUUAAACAUGACUGGUUUGUGACAUCAUUUCGUAAGUGUGAUCCCUGACAUGAAAAAGUAAACCUAAAUUAGCUGAAAGUAAAUACUGAGAAUGACUUUUUUUCAUUUCCAGUGAUGCAGCACAAAGUGCUAAAGGCAGUUUGUAACUACUGCAGGCUGUGCAGGCUGCUGACUGGGGGCUGCUUUGAAGAUCAGAGAGGACCCUGAGUGAUCUGUCAGAAGGGCUUUACUAAAGCCUGGAGUGACUCUGAGCCUGAGCUCACAGAGCACUAAUUCUGUCUGCACUGGCUGUGGGCACAUGGUCCUGGUUCUGAUGCACCGCUCAGAGUACACGGGGAAACUUCUGCACCAGCUGCAGAGGGUGAGACAACACCUGUGUGGAAGAAAGCCUGGAAAAAACUCACCAAUGCUAACCAUGUCUUUGGGUUCAUCUACACAAGGACCAAAAAGAAGUACUGAGUGUUUGGAAAGCCAAGAACUGCAGACUCCAUCAUCAUUUCAAGAUAACCCUCUUCAACAAUUACAGUUAGCAUCCCAGGAAGUGCUGGAAAAGGCAAAAAAGAGUGGCAGAUCAAAAUGCCCCCGAUGCAGUAGUUCAAGGAUGUUCUAUUGUUAUACAUGCUUUGUUCCUGUUGAAACUGUCCCUACCAAAGAAAUUCCAACUGUGAAGUUACCUUUGAAGAUUGACAUUAUCAAGCACCCAAAUGAAACAGAUGGCAAGAGCACUGCUGUGCAUGCAAAGCUCCUGGCACCUGAUGAUGUUACAAUUUAUAAAUACCCUUGCAUUCCAGAAUAUGAAGAAAAGAGACAUGAAAUAGCACUUAUAUUUCCUGGCCCCAAUUCGGUUUCAGUAAAAGAUAUUGCUUUCCAUCUCCAAAAGUACACUAAAAAAGGUGUCUGUAAUAGUGAUGAUGACUGUUCCAAAGAACCAGUUCUUAAGCAAGCAAAAAUAGAACCUAAAGAAGAAGAAAGUCCAAACGAAUGCAUCCCAAGCAGCAGGAAUGAAGGCACUGGACUGAAGAAAAUAAUAUUUAUUGACAGUACCUGGAACCAAACCAACAAGAUAAUAACUGAUGAACGACUUCAAGGGUUGCUACAAAUUGAGUUGAAGACAAGGAAAACUUGUUUUUGGCGUCAUCAGAAGGGAAAGCCAGACACGUACCUCUCCACAAUAGAAGCCAUUUAUUAUUUCCUUGUGGACUAUCAUCAGGAAAUUUUGAAAGAGAACUACAAAGGACAAUAUGAUAACCUGCUUUUUUUCUUUUCAUUUAUGUACACAUUGAUUAAAAAUGCCAAGUGUUGUGCAGGAAAAGAAUAAGAUGUCUGUCUAUAGGUGCAUGACACAACUUUUUUUUGUAGUGAUAAACUGCACAGACAUAACUAGUUUUGUCUGACUGAAAUCUGGAAAUAGAUUGUACAAUGGCUACAGUGUUUGUCCAGAAGCAACCUGCAGACCUCAUCCUUCACACUUGAGGUUGCAGAACUACUCAGAUGAGCACUCUAGUCAGAGUUACUUUUUUUGAAAACAGUUACACUUUGCUGAAUCUUGCUGGAUUUCAUCCUACAGGUGUGAUGUGCUCACUGUGAUGAGCACCGUUCCUGAGGUGGGGAUAGGAGGACUUGCCAUAAGGAGUGAUCCCUCUAACUGUAAAAAUGAAUUAACUUGCUAGCUUUUUAUCGUUACUAAUAGUUCAUGUCAGGUGUUUUCUUUUUGUUUUACACAGUAAUAAGGAUUUCACUUUCAUGACAUCAAAAGCUUACAGAAAUUAAUAGGGUGGUAUUUAAUUGAAGUGAGUUGCACCAAUACAAAAUGAAAGAGCACAUUAAUUGAAUACAAAUUCUGUACUUUCAAAAUUAAGUCUGGAAAAUUAUUCUACUAAUAAAAAUGGUCUCUUUAAA
This is a messenger RNA of Manacus vitellinus (golden-collared manakin), 2384 nucleotides long. It is a transcript of the gene DTWD1, whose product is annotated as DTW domain containing 1. Gene Ontology annotation, cellular component: nucleus. The record is from RefSeq and is a predicted model, not a curated record. Gene Ontology annotation, molecular function: tRNA-uridine aminocarboxypropyltransferase activity. Bases 784 to 1803 code for a protein of 339 amino acids. The transcript has 5 exons. Gene Ontology annotation, biological process: tRNA modification. Lineage: Eukaryota; Metazoa; Chordata; Aves; Passeriformes; Pipridae.